Pecten maximus is the source of this 4811-nucleotide messenger RNA. RefSeq lists its product as uncharacterized. The record is from RefSeq and is a predicted model, not a curated record. Bases 418 to 1353 code for a protein of 311 amino acids. Lineage: Eukaryota; Metazoa; Mollusca; Bivalvia; Pectinida; Pectinidae. The transcript has 6 exons.
UCAGGUGGCGAGUACGGCGACAGGUACACUUUGUUUAUCGUCACGGGACAAUUUCUGUAAUAGUAAGUCGGGUACAGAUACAUAAUUCAGUGUCUUCACGCUUCGUUUACCGCGGAAAUACCUGGAAUAUAUGUUCAGGCAGACGACAGAAUACCUGUGUUUUACAAAACAAUUAGCAGGUAACGAGACAUCUUAAGUUUCUAGGAUUCAACAGAUUAUGAAUGGAUUAAUAAGACAAUACUUACAGUUCAACGGAUUAAUCUGCUAUUUCCUGAAUUAAAAGCUUCAGCUUCUAGUAAAGGGACUAUCGAAAACAUUGGAGUUGAUUUCGGGAAUACGACAAAGAACGGAUUUAUACAAAAUCAUUUUUGGAAUAUAACUAUUUCGGUUUCUGGUAUAUUGAACAACACUAACAAGAUGAGAGGAGUAGUCAUUGAAGGUCGGUGGCUGGUGGUCUUGACAAUUUGCUUCACUUUGAUGGGACGUGUCGUUGGAGAGUACAACUUCACGGUAUUCGAGACGAAACGUCUUCAUGAAAAUCUGGAAUACAAUUGUUCAAGUAUUGGUCUCCAGCUAGCCAAGGUCGACAGUCAAGCCAAGUGGGACCAAGCCAAUGACAUCCUCACAAAUUUUCAGAGGAGAAUGCCGGAAAAGGAUAUAUACAUUGGUCUCCACUACAACGAGACAUUACAGAAGUUUUUCUGGGUGGAUGGCGAAGAAAUGACUUGGACAAAAUGGUACUACAACGAGCCAUUCAAUGCGGCGCUAAGGCCGUGCGUUAUCAUGGCGGUCGAUGGAUAUCUCCAGUUCCGAACAGUCGACUGCCAAUAUGAGCUCUUCUACGCUUGUAGCAAGGAAAUUAUACCGACAACGACACCUGCUCCCCCUACGACCCAGAAAAUCUCUCCAAGCUACAACAGUCCGUACGAGAUGAUAACUGGCCUGACCGUUGGGUUUUUGGUAUUCGGAUUUAUCUCGGCUCUCUGCAUCCUCAUGUGUUGGUGCUGCUUCUUCUCAAAUGCCAAGCUGAGGAAGAAACUGGACCCUGUAAAGAUCGCCACAUACAGUAUUAGUGCUGCGCGUAACAACAAGGCCGAAUCCAGUCUCCCUCCGCCAGUCUUCAGCAAAUCUAAAACCACGGGCUACGAUAAUCCAAUGAUGGCAGGUCAGGUGUCAACUGUCGGCAAUUUUCCGCAAAAACCCAGAACAGCUCCCGUUAUAGGAUAUGGUGCAUCGGAGUUCGACGAUAUCCCGUCCAAACCAAACAGUGCAUCUUCGUAUCGCUCCGCCAGCAUCAAUGACAGUGUUCCUUCAUCAAAGGAAGGGAGCAACGAGGCUUUUGGAUUUAUGUAAAUGGAACAUGACUAUUGGCAAUAUCUGGCGAGUUGCAUCCAGACCAGGAUCAACGCUUCGACUUCAACAAUAUAUAAAUCGUAAAGAACAAAAGAAAUAUCGAUGGCUCAAAAUGAUGUUUUUUCGUAGAAAAAAUGAAACGGAACAAACUUUUCUUGAGAAGUUUUGCAUCCAAGGUAUCUACUUUUGUGUGGUUUUCAACUUUUCUUCAAAGUAAUAUCAUUUUUGAAACUAACUAAUAUUCUGUAUGAAGACAUGUGUAGUAACAGCAUUGGAAGGUAAUAGUAGUUGUUAUAAAUCUGUGUUACCAAAGUUUAUACUGCUAUGUGAUAUAAAAGAUGGCCUUGUAUGUAUGAUAGCUCAACUAACGAUACUGUGAGAGAGACAGUGUGUCAGUGAAUCCAUCCAGAGGUCUGUGUGUAUCAGGCAGUGUCAGAGUAGGAUAACUUUAAAGUAAAUGGUCUAAUCAUUGGAAAUAGGAUCCAGUACCAGGAUGCAUUUCACAGAAUUAAAACUGUUUGAAAUCUGAACAUUUGACAACGUAACCAUCAUAAAGGGGAGUUAUUCACUGCUAAGACAUUUAUUUAGCCAAUUCGUCCUUUCAGAAGUAAGACAUUUUGAAUAAACAUCAUCAAAGUGAAAGCUGAAUAAUUUUACUUAGGAAACACAAAGUAUUGAAUUUCUGUUGUUUCAGUUUAUCUCCAUAAGUGUGGAUACUCGAAAAACAAGCACAAUUGUUUCUUUUCGAUAAGUAACAUGGCGAGAGACAGUAGAUGCACGAAAAGUAGAAAGUGGUGCCGAAAGUCGAGUUAAUGCCUAUUGUUAUUUAAUGACACCGGUUGAUCAAUAUUUUUAACAGUUAUACAAUUCCGUAGUUUGCAUUCCGUCCGUACGAAUUGUUCUGUUAUUGUGUUGUUUUUGUUAAUAGUGAGUGUUGGUGUAAUAAUGUAUUGAAUUUUAAUAAUUAUAUACAGCAAAACCUAUAUGAGACCAAAUCUCUUGGAAGACCUAAUGUGGCAUAGGUCGUUUAUUUUGUUUUUAUUUUUUUAUCAUGUUUUUUAAUUAUUAUUAUUAUUAUUAUGAUUAAAUCACAGAUAAUUCGUUGUUGACUGAACAAUUGAUAAGAAACCAUUUAUAUUAAAAGGCCGUAUCGUGGUCUUCGCUAAUGUUGAUACAUGUGUGACUUGCAUAGCGUUUUAUUAGCGAUGUAUUUAAGUAGAAAUCAGUGUGGAAAUACUAAUUAAGUAAUUCAUUUGACAGGGAUGCUACUUUAUAACAGCUUCUUACCAACGCUAAUGUUAAGUGCUUAUAUUUUGAUUUUUAACUAGAAGUGUACGACAGUACCCAAGAUGUCUGUGUAGAACGACUGUAUACAGAUCUCAUAAACAUUAGACAACAAGUAUCCACUUCCUUGUAGGUACCGGGAUGAUGCUGGACAAAAUAUAGAUGUGUACCGAGACCCUUGAAAAUGUACGAGGAGAAUAAAACCAAGUGAUCUAAGAGAAUAAGCGUCUUCUGCUCCAUACGAGACAUCCGUCAUAUAAGUCUAAACCAAUCCGGGGUUAUGUCACAAUGAGAGUUAUGGUGGUAACAACGGAACCUUCUUCUGAUUCAUAGCACACAAGGAAGCAGAAGGAGAGCAUGAUGCCAUAAAACAUUCCCUAUGUCUUUAACAACCUGCAACACUCGAAACCCGAUGUUAAUUUUGCUGUCAGUGGUCAAAAGUUAUGAUCAUGGGAACAAAUCCGUGAAUAUCGUAUCAGCUUGGACAUGUUUACACGUAGGUAGAAGGAGGAGGGUAGGGAUGCUACUAUCUAGAAAUGGAAAAGUAAAAAUUGUCACGCUUUCUAUACAGCUUAUUUGUUAGCUACCCAUGCUGGUUGCGUUGAGAUCGAGAUAAACGGCUGAUGUUGAAAAUGCUAUAGUGUCCUUGAUUGCCAUAGGGUAUAUACAAUCGACAUGGUCAAUAACGUUUUUGCUUUUAAAGCUUACGCAUGUUCUAUAAACUAUAGUUGAAAUUUAAGGUAUUUGCAUGGUCUCUGUUGCCUCGCGUGAUAAAGUAUUUAAUAUAACCAACCUCAGACAAAACCAAAAGAAGUAAGCCAACAGAAGGGCAGAGUUCGGGGGUGCCUAUAGUCCGUUGGAAGAUCUGGCACAAACUUGCAUUGCCUGAUUGGUAUAAAAAGGAAACCAGAGCGAAGUAGCGUAGGAUGUCGCUCUACUGUUUAUUGUCAUUGAUCAACAUGGUAACUGUUAUAUAAUUCCGUAUUUGUAUGUGUACCUUAGGCUACAUGCUGCCAAUGUUCUCCAUUUUCAGCUUAACUGGAUAAGAACGUAUUCAAUACGAUUUACAAAUUUUAUCUGAUAUGUAUUUAUCCAAAUCGGUGGAACCAAAAUGAUAGCGCGAUUUGGAUAUCCUCACAAACAUUGGUUGUUUCAGCAGGCAUUGAUAUUUUACAACGAAAGCAUGAUUUGAUUAAUUUCUAUCAGUACCACCUCUUCUUCUAUCAAUAAGCCUACCUAGUACGCCAUUUUAAAUUAAGUUUUGAAUAUUUUAUAUGAUCGAUACAGAAAUACUGGCACGUGUGUAGCGCUAGUUAACUCAUUUGCACGUACUUAUAUAUGUACAAAACCUGCCUAGUUGGCAUUGAAGUUGAAGCAUAUUUUAAAAUAUUAUUUAUAUCAUAAUAUUUAGUAUUAUAUACACCAUCCUUAUUCCCUGAAGACCAACUAAAAGUAUUCCUCCUUUAAAUGAAUGUUUAACCCGAGUCUAUAAAUAGACGCAUGCUCCCACACACAUGUAUGAUGGUAUCAUAGUAGGUUUAAAUUCAUUUGAAUUAUGUUUGUAAUAAUUAUAUUUGAUCGCCUAUCACAGUUUUCUUUUUUGAUUCACUUCAUUACCAUUCUAAUUUGCUCCAGGAUAUUUUUUUCAUAUAUUAUAUAUUUUUGUAUAGUAUAAUACCGUCCAUGAUAUUUUAGCUUAUUUUUGUGUGCAUGAUGAUUAUCUAAUAUCAUCAAAGAUUUUUGAAGGAGAGAACACAUAUAUGGUAUGUAUUAUUCAUGUAUAUAAUAUAGUAACUCAAAUGACGAUGGAAGACAACUUUAUGACUCAUGCCCUGACCGGGCCUUGAACUCACGAUCUACGGCAAUAAUCGCCUAUCCAUAGAUAAAGAACAAACAUUUCGAGGUUGUUUUUUUCUGUGGAUAAAUCUACAUCCAUAUUCUAGGAUAAAACAGAAUGUUACAUUUAUUAUUGGAACACCUCCUUAUGGAUUAAUAACGGAGAAACAUAUUAUACUCCAGUGUGAUAUUAAUAAGAAAAAAUGCUUUCAGCUUUAGAAUGAUGCUAUUGCCAAGCUAAUGUAAAUUUACCAAACUAAAUGCCUUAGAUUUUCUGAUUUUACUAUAUGCUGUGAUAAAUUUUGUUUUGUUUCUAAUAAAAUCAUGUUGGUGUUGUU